This is a messenger RNA of Entamoeba dispar SAW760, 516 nucleotides long. RefSeq names its product transcription elongation factor S-II, putative. The transcript has a single exon. Gene Ontology annotation, cellular component: nucleus. Lineage: Eukaryota; Evosea; Mastigamoebida; Endamoebidae. Bases 1 to 516 code for a protein of 171 amino acids. The record is from RefSeq and is a predicted model, not a curated record. Gene Ontology annotation, biological process: DNA-templated transcription. Gene Ontology annotation, molecular function: nucleic acid binding; zinc ion binding.
AUGUCAAAGGAAGAUGCAACUAAACCUGCUGUUUCUGGAAGUAAUUCAUACAAUAUGGCAAACAAAACGAAAGCACUCAAAAUAUUAUCUAAAUAUAUCAAAGAGUCAGAUAUAUUAGAUAUGAUAGGAGAAGGUCUUGCAAUCAAGUACAAAGAAGACAAUGAAAAAUUUAACUUCCACCUUCGACAGAUUUUAGCUGGUCUUCGUAAAAACAAAAAGUUAGUAGAUAGUCUUUGUUCUAAAAAAAUUACUCCAAAUGAAUUAAUUGAAAUGUCACCAGAUGAUAUGGCAGAUGAAACUGUUAAAGAAAUUAAAGAAAGGAUUAUUAAAGAUGAAGAAGAUAAAAAGAAGCCAAUUGAUAUUUCUAAAAUUCCAGAUAGUAAUGAAUUUAAAUGUAGUAAAUGUGGUAGUAGAAAAAUUCAAGAAACGCUAGCACAAACACGAUCUGCUGAUGAACCUAUGACUCGAUUCUUAACAUGUGCUAGUUGUGGUUUUUUCUGGAAAAUGAGUUGUUAA